This is a messenger RNA of Cotesia congregata, 240 nucleotides long. The record is from the annotation of a GenBank genome assembly. Lineage: Eukaryota; Metazoa; Arthropoda; Insecta; Hymenoptera; Braconidae.
AUGGGUGAUUAUACAGCGCGAGAAUACGCGAACAUGAUUCUUCCGUACGGCAGAGCUAAUUGCAACGCUAACGAAGCUGCCCGUCUUUAUUGUGGGCAAUCCCUUAGUGCUCGACGUCUUAGCACUCAUGUUAUUCUCGGUGUUUACGCACGCAGUGGAUUAUCGUACGGCACAGUUCAGCGUACGAUAGUAUCUAAAGAACUCCAUGCGUACCAUUACACUCGGGUCGAUGCACUGUAA